ACUUUGUUGAAAUUUAUUAUGAUCCAGUAAACGUGGGUAAAUGAUUCACAGUUUCUAAGAUAUGGGUUGAUGAGUUGAAGUACUCUUAACAUGAUGGAAGGUCAUCACAAAGUUCCUUUGUUUUGGACAUGUUUCACAUUUACUACAUUCGGUUUCACAUGUAGUUUUGUCUCAAUGGUUAUGCCUUACUGGUAUGCCAGAUAUCCUCAGUCUCAAAAUCGUUUUGUAAGACUGGGGCUCUGGGAGGUGUGUUUUGAAGGCUAUAUGGCGAAGAAAACUGGAAAUUAUAUGUAUUUUGGAUGUUUCUAUUUAUUUGAUACGAAAAUUUUGACUCUGUGGCCGAUCAUAUUCAGAGAUUGGUUUAUUGCCUGUCAAGCUUUUUUUACAUGCAGUUUUGCAACCCAUAUAUUGGCAGAAUGUGUUAUUUUGACUCAAGUUCUCGGCUUGGUCUCCAUUUUUGGGUCACGUGCAGUCUUGUGUAUAAUGGUGACUCUAUCAGUUAACUGUAAGUUUGAAUUACUUUUUCAUUUGUUCGAAAGUCAAUUCUGAGUAUUCCUGAUACGUGUUCAGUUCCCUAUUGGAUUAUGGAUUCAGUUUUAUGUGCCAAAACUAUGACUGUUGAUUUUUCAAUAAUCGCUAUGACUUGAUUGCUAUUUCAUUUGACCGCUAUAUUGUACUAGCGUCAGCAUUUUACUGUAUAUUAAUCAAAAGUAAUACAGUAACACAUGUCCAGAAAUAGUACUAGAUAAUCUCCAGUGAGUGUUUUAAUAUCGUGCUGUACAAGUACUUCAAAAAUAACGCGUAGCAAAAACAAAACACGUAUGGUACAGAUUUAUUUGACUCUCGAAGUUUUUCAACUUUAGUUAGUUUGAUCACAAUGGGUGUAGGAGUAGACACUGAACAGAAAAUUGAAAAGGCUGCAAAACAUCCUUGGUUAGAAGAUCUUGAUCAGAACUCAUUGUCUUGGUCAUAUGGUAUUGCUGCAAUAUCCCUAUUACCAAGCUGCCUUACAGUUAUAAUUUUAGGAUGGUUUGUUUACCCUAAAAAAUCUCCAUGUGGGCUAUUAAUUAAUUCAGCAUGGAAUUGGCCAACAUUGAAUGAUUUGCAAUGUCGUUAUCAUAUGCAUGAUAUGCAUGUUCCAAAAAUCUGUUCAUCUUCAAAUCCUCAAUCAUCAUGUCAUAAUAUCACUACUAUGUCUACCGAUUAUCCGCAUUCAUUGCGCUCUCGUACAUUAAUCCAAUCCAGUCAGAUUACUGGUGACCAGUUGUCCAAUGAAUUGAAUAAUAAAAUACUUUGUAAACCAACAUUAUUUCACAAGUCGGGUGCUCAGAUAGAAACAUUAUCAAUGAUAACGGCACAAGACCAAAAUUCUAUAUUGUCUGAUAAUUGUGGCAAAUUGAGUAGUUAUGAUCCACGUUCAGCGGAUACAGUAUCACUUUCAUCCUACGAACAACCUCCAUUGAAUUUGUUAUAUAAUCCACAAACUAUAAACAUGAACCACCAGUUCAAUUCAAUAAUGUAUUCAAAAGAGAAUAAUUUUGUAGAAAAUGACUAUUGUUCUUCUAUUGAUUGCAAAACAAAAUUAAUUCAAUCUAAUUUGUUGUCUACAUUUCAUAAAUUCUCUGCGCCUUUUUUGAAAGAAUCUACAAGUGAACGAAAACAACCACAAUGUAUUACAAAUUCUGAUUCUCAUUCACAUUUAAAAUCGAUUCAUUCAAAUAAAUCAUCGAACCUCCAACAACCUUCAUCUAGUAAUCCAGAUACUUCAAUAUGGACAGAAAAUUCCAUUAUUCAAACUGCUCGUCCAAUGAAAAGAACUAAGCAAAAAAUGAAAACAGAUCAGUUUAUGAAGAAGCUUAUCCCAUCUGAAAAUUUAUUUAAAUUUUCAUCAUCAUUUCCCAACACUAAAAUUGAAAGUCAACCAAAUAGAUUUGUUCAAAAAGCUAAACCAAUGAAUCGAAAGUAAUAAUGAAAAAGGUAAACAAAAAAAGAAAACAACAACAACCUAUCAUCACAGUAUUGCAUUUAUUGUAAGUAUUUUUUCUUCUCUAAAACUGUGCUCGAACCACAAGAAAUUCCAUUGUUGAAUAUGUCUCUCGAUAUACCUAGUCAAGGUCUUAUUUGCUUUCUCAUUUAACCACACCAAACAGUAUAAUUGUAACAAAAGGAAAAAACAAGCCUUUUUUGUAAAAUAUAUUCUAUUCAAAAUCACUUUUUUCUAAUACAAUCUUCCCCUGCAAAUUAUAUCCCCCCUUCCUUUUUUUCUCUCUCUAACAAAUGUUUGAAGUAUCUUAUUGUAAAUUGUGCUCUGUUACUCACGUGGUUUUUUUGUCUCAAGAAAAUUGAUUCCAAGGUGUUCAUUUAACUUCUUUCUCAGUUUUUUUGUGUAAACUAUUUUUGAUUACCUCUUCCCGUGCUAUUUUUUAUUUGUUUUGGGAUUCUUUACAUUACCGCUGAUAUUAAAUAGGUUUAGCAUUAUCUAUAAAUAAAAUGAAAUAAUGCAUACCGAUAACUCAGGACUUAAAUAUACAACAAAUCAA
Schistosoma bovis is the source of this 2540-nucleotide messenger RNA. NCBI's taxonomy places the organism in Eukaryota, Metazoa, Platyhelminthes, Trematoda, Strigeidida, Schistosomatidae. The record is from the annotation of a GenBank genome assembly.